AUGGAUAAUCAAGAAAAUUUAUAUGAAAAUAUCACAACAGAAGAAAAAGAAGUAUUAGCAGAAGCAGAAACUAAAAGAGAAUGGGAAUCUGAUGGUCAAUGGUUAAAAAGAAGAGAAUUUCUUUUAAAAAUGUUGAAUUAUCAUAAACGAAAUAACAUUAAAAUUGAUGUAGAUAAAUUCUCUAAAAUGGGUCAUAUAUUUUACAAUAUAAAAUAUUUAAGUUGUACUUAUAGUAAUCAAAUUCAUGAUGAAAUUAAAAAAUAUGAAGAAGGUUAA
Molecule: messenger RNA, 276 nt
Organism: Plasmodium gallinaceum
Lineage: Eukaryota; Apicomplexa; Aconoidasida; Haemosporida; Plasmodiidae
Product: conserved Plasmodium protein, unknown function
Exons: 1
Coding region: 1-276 (91 amino acids)
Source: RefSeq, a predicted model, not a curated record